This is a messenger RNA of Oenanthe melanoleuca, 1669 nucleotides long. RefSeq names its product atonal bHLH transcription factor 8 (gene ATOH8). The record is from RefSeq and is a predicted model, not a curated record. Gene Ontology annotation, molecular function: protein dimerization activity; DNA-binding transcription factor activity. The coding region runs from base 244 to 864 and encodes 206 amino acids. The transcript has 3 exons. NCBI's taxonomy places the organism in Eukaryota, Metazoa, Chordata, Aves, Passeriformes, Muscicapidae.
CCUGUUUCUUUAAAGCCGCUCAUCUGCGCGGCGGCCGGCUGCCGGCGGCGGGAGGCAGGCGGGCUGCGGGGAGCUGCGGCCGGGCGCACGGCUCGCAGGACGGACGGACGGACGGACGGAGCCGGGGCUCCGCUGCCCGCCGCGGCAGGGCGGGCGCAGAUGGGCGGCAGCGGGGCGGCGGCAGCAGCAGCGGCAGCGGCAGCAUCGGGAGCAGCGCAGCGGCGCAGCGGCCGCGGCUGAGCCAUGCGGAGCGCGCCGCUGGCCGAGGGCGAGCCCUGGCCGCGCCUGUGCCCCGCCGAGCUGGGCGGGCUGCGGCGGCUGCGGCGCAAGCACGGCGGCUGCAAAAGUUUCCGCGUGGAGCUCAAAGUGCUGAGCGGGCGGCGCAGCGCGCUCCGCGCACCCCCCGCGCCGCCCCCCAGCGCCGCCGCCGCCCCGCCGCCCGCCUGGGAGCCGCGCAGCGCCGCGCUCGGCCCCGCCGCCGCCGGCGCCUUCCCCGCCGCCCCGCCGCCGCCGCCCGCCGCUUCCCCGCGCCCGCGGCCGGGCGAGGCGGCCGGCGUCUCGCCCGAGAUCAAAGCGCUGCAGCAGACGCGGCGGCUGCUGGCCAACGCCCGCGAGAGGACCCGCGUCCACACCAUCAGCGCCGCCUUCGAGGCGCUGCGCAAGCAGGUUCCCUGCUAUUCUUAUGGUCAAAAGUUGUCCAAACUGGCCAUCUUGAGAAUAGCCUGUAACUAUAUCCUUUCCCUGGCCAGACUAGCAGACCUGGAUUACAGCGCUGACCACAGUAACAUGAGCUUCUCUGAAUGCGUGGAGCAGUGCACUAGGACCUUACAAGCAGAAGGAAGAUCUAAAAAAAGGAAGGAGUAAUAACCAGGAAGGGAGGAUUCUGAAGAGCUUCCAACCAGAGUUACAUCUGGUCUUGGCAAAGGUUGCACGAUCCAGAUGAAGACUGAAAGCAGCUUUUUUGCAGAAACCCCUACUGGAGAUGAUGAUUGGCCAAGGAACUUUCUUAAUCUCUGGAACAGAAAGGAAAAAAGGAAAAGAGAAGAAAAAACAAAAGGACAGGGAUGCUUCUUAUUGUUGUUAAGCCAGCCACCUUUUAGUACGUGCAAUUUAUUUAGCACUUUUCCCUUUGCUUAACUGGGAAAUGUUACCCUCUCAGCUCAUGUGUACAGAAAUUUUUUGUUGUUGUUGUUGUUGCUGUUGUGCCAAAGAUUUGAUGGAGCUUCUACACUGUGUCUUAUUUUUGCCUUAAUGUUAAAUCUUUGAGCCAAAGAGAAGUCAGAGGUGCCAUUCAGAUCGUGGCAAGCAGGCCAGCCAGCUGUCAGUGACAAAGCCCAAUUUCUGUUCCCUUCUGUGAGUUACCUCUUAUUUCUUCAGCCUGCACUUCCCUGCCUGCAACCCUGGAGCCAGCAUUUGGUGUGGGCAAGAGCUGGGACAGCACCAGGCCAUGCUUUGGCAUUCAGGUUUGCUUCUUCCUUUGAGCUACUCUGUAGUUCUGCCUUUUGGGCAAUUUCCUGAUGUUCCUGCCUGUGCGAGACAUCCACAGGGUAGAAAUACUGACAUGAAGUGAGAGCUGAAACAGGAGCUAUGAAUUUAUUUUUUUUAAUAAAGAAAUAAAAUUAAACAAGCAAAAGCAAAGUGCCAUGUAAAGCAAAGAGAGAGAGAGAGA